Equus caballus (horse) is the source of this 8317-nucleotide messenger RNA. RefSeq names its product WD repeat domain 20 (gene WDR20). Gene Ontology annotation, molecular function: protein binding. NCBI's taxonomy places the organism in Eukaryota, Metazoa, Chordata, Mammalia, Perissodactyla, Equidae. The record is from RefSeq and is a predicted model, not a curated record.
CAGCGCCUGCGCGGUGGGCGUGAUCCGGGCACUUAGGGCAGGAUGAACGCUGCUUUUCAAGAUGGCGACGGAGGGAGGAGGGAAGGAGAUGAACGAGAUUAAGACCCAAUUCACCACCCGGGAAGGUCUGUACAAGCUGCUGCCGCACUCAGAGUACAGCCGGCCCAACCGGGUGCCCUUCAACUCGCAGGGAUCCAACCCUGUCCGCGUCUCCUUCGUAAACCUCAACGACCAGUCUGGCAACGGCGACCGCCUCUGCUUCAAUGUGGGCCGGGAGCUCUACUUCUAUAUCUACAAGGGGGUCCGCAAGGCUGCUGACUUGAGUAAACCAAUAGAUAAAAGGAUAUACAAAGGAACACAGCCUACUUGUCAUGACUUCAACCACCUAACAGCCACAGCAGAAAGUGUCUCUCUCCUAGUGGGCUUUUCCGCAGGCCAAGUCCAGCUUAUAGACCCAAUCAAAAAAGAAACUAGCAAACUAUUUAAUGAGGAAACCUCUUGUCAGCACUUGUGGAAGGUGGAUUGGAAUGAAGAGAAUGAAGGUAGCAAGACCAGUGAGAAGGCUCUGGUAACUGUCCAGAGACUAAUAGACAAGUCACGAGUAACCUGUGUCAAAUGGGUCCCCGGUUCGGAAAGCCUUUUUCUAGUAGCCCAUUCAAGUGGGAACAUGUACUUGUAUAAUGUGGAGCACACUUGUGGCACCACAGCCCCCCACUACCAGCUUCUGAAGCAGGGAGAGAGCUUUGCCGUGCACACUUGCAAGAGCAAAUCCACGAGGAACCCUCUCCUUAAGUGGACGGUGGGCGAGGGGGCCCUCAACGAGUUUGCUUUCUCCCCAGAUGGCAAGUUCUUGGCGUGCGUGAGCCAGGACGGGUUUCUGCGGGUGUUCAACUUUGACUCGGUGGAGCUGCAUGGCACGAUGAAAAGCUACUUUGGAGGCUUGCUGUGUGUGUGCUGGAGCCCGGACGGCAAGUACAUUGUGACAGGUGGAGAGGACGACCUGGUAACAGUCUGGUCCUUUGCAGACUGCCGAGUGAUAGCUAGAGGCCAUGGGCACAAAUCCUGGGUCAGUGUUGUGGCGUUUGACCCCUAUACCACUAGUGUAGAAGAGAGCGACCCUGUGGAGUUCAGCGGCAGUGACGAGGACUUCCAGGACCUUCUUCACUUUGGCAGAGAUCGAGCGAACAGUACACAGUCCAGGCUGUCCAAACGGAACUCUACAGAGAGCCGCCCUGUCAGUGUUACAUAUCGGUUUGGCUCGGUGGGUCAGGACACGCAGCUCUGCUUAUGGGACCUUACAGAAGACAUCCUCUUCCCUCACCAACCCCUCUCGAGAGCAAGGACACACACAAAUGUCAUGAACGCCACGAGUCCUCCGGCCGGAAGCACUGGGAACAGUGUCACAACGCCCGGCAACUCUGCGCCCCCUCCUCUGCCACGGUCCAACAGUCUCCCACAUUCCGCCGUCUCAAAUGCCGGCAGCAAAAGCAGCGUCGCGGAUGGGGCCAUUGCUUCUGGGGUCAGCAAAUUCGCAACACUCUCACUACAUGACCGGAAGGACAGGCACCAUGAGAAAGACCACAAGCGAAACCAUAGCAUGGGACACAUUUCUAGCAAGAGCAGUGACAAACUGAACCUAGUUACUAAAACCAAAACGGACCCAGCUAAAACUUUGGGGACACCCCUGUGUCCUCGAAUGGAAGACGUCCCCUUGUUAGAACCGCUCAUCUGUAAAAAGAUAGCACAUGAACGGCUGACUGUGUUAAUUUUUCUUGAAGACUGUAUAGUCACUGCUUGUCAGGAGGGAUUUGUUUGCACAUGGGGAAGGCCUGGUAAAGUGCCAGCAGAGCACUUCUCCUGCAGUCAGGAGGACAGAAUGCAAGGUGUUCUCCAAGACCAGGACUAAAGUUGCCGGCAGCUUGAGAAGAGGGCACUGGAGAGGGGCGGGCGGGCUCUUCGCCUCCUCCCGCCGAUUGGCUUCUGACCAGUGGCUCCUGCAGACCUGGGAUGGGGGGGAGGUGGGGAGCCUCAGGGGGCCCUGAAUUCAGCUGUGUGAGGCACGGUGCCACCGAGGGACAUCAGGGGAGCGUUUUUAUAGUUUUCUCACCAAACUUUGAGCUUCCUCAUUGAAAUUUUUUGAAGUUUUUCAGCUUAAACAUUAUCCUGAGCAAGAAUAUCUUUUCUAACCUAACUUCUGGAAUAAAACAGCUGUUGGCAGGAGGAGGCAGUUACUACUCGGUCAGCACAACUUUUCUGUCAUGCACUGAAGUGCAUUGAUGAAAAGCACAGACAGAAAUAAAGUACAAACGUGGUGGCACUCAAGUCCCACUCCCUCCCAGCGAGAGCACCUUGGCCUGUGGCCUGCGUGCAGCGACGGACGCCCUCAGAAGGCACAGCCAAGCACUGACGGUCCUCUCUGCCUGCCCUGCUCUGGCUUGCCUCUCUUAAACCUUCCGGGAAGUCCGGAAGCCGGGAUUGUGCUGUGACUUUGGUGAGCAGCUUCUCGGCGCGCUGCCCCGCUCCAGUCCUACUCUGAGCCCUCCUCUUACUUGGGCAGGGGAAUUAACAGUCCCCCAGAGGGCUGGAGAAGAAGCCUUUGGAAAACCUUGCCUUUGCAAAAGCAAAUGUGUAAGAGGGAGUAGGCAGACUCUUUAAAAAUAACCAGUAACUUUGGGUUCUAAAUUUACUUAAACAGUGGUAAAGAAUCUUAAUUUUGGUUUUUGUGCUGAUUGAACCUUCCAGCAUUUUUGAAGUGUUCUCUGAGCCAUUGGCUUGGGACUAGGGAUAAAUGCCUUAUGAUAGAGAAAUGGAGGAGUGGAGGAUAAACAGAAAUAAGCUAUAACAAAAAUUAUUGUCUCAGACAUUCAGAAACUAUGAAGAACAAAAUGUGGUGAAACUUUACCAGUUUUUAUGGGUGUGUACACAUGUCCCAGGUGGGACUCAAUAUUCUGCUCCACUGUUUGCCUUAACACCCACAUCCUGGCUGGCCGAUAGCCAGGCAGCCACUUCUCGAUUCCUCCACUUCCUGUGGUGCAUCUUGAAUUUUUAAGAUAUGGUCAAGUAUUGAAUUUGUGCUGACGUUGGUGAAGCUGUUUUACCUGAUGUCUGCACCUGUGUACAAGGUUCUCGCCACCUCUUGCCCGGGAGGGAGAUGUUUGAUUUCUUUGUUGAGGAAGCUCAAAGUGUGAGGGGGAAAAGCCAGAGGGGCGGCGGCGGUGGGGCAGGGGGGCUGAAGGGGGAAUCCUUGGGAAACCCGAACGCCACGUUUGGUGUGUCUGCCCGUCUGAGGAAGAACUAGAAGCGGAGUCCGACUGUGGCUUUUGCAGGGCAGAUGCGCAGAGCGCAGCAUCCCAUCUGGUGCGUGAGGGCCUGGCGCAGGGCACCCGCCGCCCGCGUGGGUGCGCGAGGAGAAGCGUCUGGCCUCUGAUCGACUGUCCCGUUGUCCGUUGUUCUGGGCGUGUCCACUGAUGGCUUUCCUUCUGCAGCUGGGAGCCUCUGCAUGCGUUGUAGGCCUGAAAAGGAACCCGGAGAUGCUCCCGUCCUGGGAGCACGGCGGGGAGCAAUCGGCAAGACCCUCUCCUUGUCCGGAGCCUGCCCGUCACAUGGGGCUGCUCGGGACUGUCCUCUGUUCAGGUCACCGGGGGCUCAGCUCCACGACCCCAGUGAUGGCCAACAGGAGCAGACAGCAGUCUGGGGAAAGUGAAGCCCAGGGCUCACAGUGGAAAAGCACUUGUAUUGAGCUGUUACCCUUGAAACCCAAAGCGCAAGUUCAAAGCUGUAUGAAAUGCCCCUCCAGGGGAGGGAACUGUCCCACUGGUGGUCACUCUUUAUUCAUUGCUGCAUCUGUUACAUGAACUUCGUGUCAUAGUUAAAUUGCUGUCUCAAAAGUAUAACAAAAAUUUUCUGCGUUUUUAAUUUCUGUAUUCCUAAGUUUAUUAAAGGUUGCUAUAUUAGGUGACACUGUAUAAAAUUGUAUGAAUAUUUACCUUUAGUGAAAAUCAAAAGUAAAAUUCAUAUGUAUUUCCUUUUUUACAUUUUCAGCUAAUUUCUUGAUAACUUGAAUAAAUUUCAAAAGAGCCUUCCUAACAUGAAAUGUUGGUAAAUUAAGUUCUUAACUGUUGCAAUAAUUAUGGGAGCUUUAAUAGCAGGAUUGUUACUUUAUAAUUUUAAGAAAAUCAUAUUUCUGUUUCACUGCCUUGGUUUUUAGUUGUUCCCUCGUCACUGUCACAGCCAGAGACUUACUACACACCUGAUAUUGAAGUACUUUGGGGCUGUCCUCUGUAUACUGACAUUAAAUAAACAUGUGUGAAUGAAUUGUAAAUGUAGAUAAUUUUCAAUCUCAGCUUUAAAAAAUCUCAGUGAACUAAAAAAGAAAAGCUUUUAAAUGCUGUACAAUUAAGGGCCUCGUUAUUGUUUAUAGAACAGAUAGCCACAGGAAUUGCUACCUCUUAUUACCGAUUCUGAGUUUCUCCUAAUUAGAAAUCUACUAAAUGUGAUGUCUGUUCUGAGUAUCAAAGGUAUUAAUUGUUUUCGGUGUGGAGAAGGGCUGCUGACUGACAGUGCAGCGAGCUGUGUAAAGGUUCUGUUUAACGAGAAUGCUGACAUUCUGAAGUUGUCCUGGGCUGGGUGCUGGCUUUGGUGAGCACAGACUCAGUAUCCUGGCUGCUGGGCAUCCAGCAUCCUGUCCAGCCACCAGCCAGCAGCUGGGAGAGUGGAGGAGAAGCUGGCAGGCUGCUAUAGGAGCUCUUUUCCUGGGGAGAUUCAUUGUUUUCCUAGUCAUAAUCUUAAACAGUUUGCUUGAGGCUUUGCAAUUGCUCUUGAGGUUGUCCUGCCUUAGACACCAGGCCCUCGGGCUCCAGGGCAGAAAGGUCAGUGGGAGACAGUCCGUUUAGGGUGGGAAGAGUUAGUGAUUUAUAUUGUCCUACAGCUGCAUCCCGGAGUGCUUCAAGGCAAGAAUUCCGGGCCUAGACCUCAGACCCCGCAGAGGCCUCAUGUGAGGGUAAACGUGAGCUGGCCCAGGGAGAGCCCCUUGUCAGGCCCUGCUGCCCCCAGUUAACUGUCAUCUCCGUGCUGUUUUGUGAGACAUGUGGGCCUGGAGCCUGGGGCUAGCAAGGCCUCUGGAAGCUGCCUCCUGGCUGUCUCUCCUUGGUGGUCGGCCUGCCACACAACCAUCUCCGGAGGGUGGUCUCCAGACCGCCCCCCGACCGUGCUGUCCUGAUCCUCCGGGGCUGAGGCGGGUGCGAUCUUGCUUUCGGCUCGGAGCUGCCAAAGCGGAAAAGACAGUCAGAUGUUCUGCCCUCAGUGACCUGCUGCCUCAGGAGCAGUACAUGCUUUUUCCUCAGUAUUGAGUAGAUUUUAAGCCCCACCCCAGGUGGACAGCAGGUUUAAAACAAACACAAUAUUUUCCUCUUUUAAAAAUAGCUAGUCACUCUUGGAAAAUAGUUCAGUCUUCCACGUGUGGCUGUCUGUGGAAAGAAACAGUCGCUUUUGGACCAGUGGGUCUCUUGAAAGGGACAGAACGUUUAGGGACACUCGGCCCCCACCUUGAGUGUUGGUGGUCUCUAAAUGAGCCUUUUGUUUUGAGUGGGGCUAAUGUGGGUAAAAUCCUCCGCCAGUGGCUCAUGCUGGAAAGAGGGGUCCCCUCCUCCUGUCGCACAGAGCAGGGGGCAGAUCUCAGAGCCGCAGUCGGUCACCCGGAAGUGAGAGGGCCUGAAGGUGCGGGCGGGCGCUUCUUUCCGUGCACGGUUCUCAGAGGAGCCCUCACCUGGUUGUGCCCUAAGAAGUCUUGAUCCCAGAUACCUGAAAAGAGCAUGAUGGUUUUCUCUGGGUGGCUUUUCUCUUUAGAGACCAGGUUGAGUGGCCUCAUUGGGGAAGUGAGCCACCUUCAGUGUGACCUGUCAUUGGGCAGGUCGAGGCUGGCAAAGGGACAUGGUCAGCUGCCCAGCAGGAGCCACGGUCCUAGGUCCAGGACCUGGGGCAGGGAGGAGUGCAGAUGCUCAGGGAAUGGCCCCAGGGAAGCUCCCGUGGAGUGGGCACUCUCCCCUCCAAGCCCACAUUUAGGGACCGAGGCUGUGAUCCACCCACUUUGUAAACCUCAUUUCAUCUGGGGACUUGGGCGUCACGUGCCUUAGAGUGAAAUGGUGGCUGCUCUGGCCGGGGUUUCUUUGGUUCUCUGUGCAGUGCUCUGGGUAGUGCGAGUAAUGGGAUUCUCAUGGAUGGAAGUGUAUCCAGAGCGAGCAGUGUUCCUGGAGCAAGUUACCCUGGUGGUACUUCUCAUCGUUUUCGUAGCAUCUCUAAAAGGGCAUCACUUUACAAAAAAUAUUUACCUCUUCAUUUCAGACUGGGAUAGAGAGUGCUGGGAGCACCUGGCGUGGAGCCUCGGACUAGAGCCUCAGGGUAACUGUGCUGGGGAAGGUGCUGGGCCCCAGAGGCCCACCUUCCAUGGGAGGCCGAUCCAGGGGACCUCUGCAGCCCUCACCCCUCGCAGCCAGCGCUGAGCUCCUCUCAGGGCACUUUUCUGCAUGACCUCGAGAGAGAAGCUGUGGUCGUCUGCAGUAAAACCUGUCCCGGGGUGGUGUGCUUGUCAUUUUUGUUUGGGGUGGGGAGGGUGACAUUGAGAGAGUCAAAUGACCAGGCUUUAAAUAACGCCAGGGGGAUGACUCUGUGAAUUCGCAUGCAGCCCAAACUUGCUGACCUCAUCCUACAACUACCCCCUGGAGGUCCUGAGGUCUCCAGCAUUUACAGGCCAGUCAGAGGUGGCUGGGGUCAGAUGGGGAGGCUGGCAGUGGGCCCGCCAGGACUUCAGGACAGGCCUUUCUUGGAAGUGGGGCUCUGUGACCACCCCUCCCCCCGUGUCUUUUCUUGCUGUCAGAAGCUGUGAUCUCAGUAGCAGCCACCAGCACAGACAUGUUCCUUUGUUGUAAAUUAUUUUUUAACCAAAAUUAUUUUGCCGGUACAUUCUUGUGAAACAAGCCUUAAUUCUAUUAGCUUAGUAUUAUAAUCAAACCCAAACUAAGAGCUGGAGUAUUUCAUCACUUAAUUUUCAAAUGAAAUUUCCAGCAGGAAUGAAAUGGCAACUCUGGUGGGAACAGAACGGCUUAUUAGAUAUUAGAUUCAAGAAUUGUCACUGUUCCUGUAAUGGGCUUCCUCCCUGGGGGGCUAAUAAGACAUUAUGCAGAUUCUCUGCUGAAGACGUCUUUUGCUUGAUAGAUACGUGGAAAGCUCUAGUCGCCAGCUGCCCGCUGUCUGGGGGACAGAGCAGCAGUUCCCGCGCUGCUGGGCGCGACUGCGAACAGCAAGGUCGUCUCGUCGGGUCUUCUCCAUGGACCGGGAAGAGUGAGCAAGGAGGAUGCCGUAAAACAGCGUGCCCGCCCUCAGGCGCCGGCCGGCCGGCUGGGGUAGCUCGGCCUGUGGGCUUGACGCGGCUGGCAGGGUUUAUUGUCAUCCCAAAACCAGGCCAAUUCUCCAGGUGGAACUGUAGUGUAGCGACCCCUCUACUGCUCGAAAAUUCUCACCCCGACACGGUCUUGAGGGAGUGACGACAACGGAGCCAUGAGCUGCGCUUCAGCCACGAGCGUCAGACACUCGCGGGAGGCAGGUGUCAGCCGGAGCCGUGUGCGCAUGAGCACCGCGGCGCGGGGGCUCGCUGGGCACGGCGUCCUCCUCCGCUCACCCAAAGAAGUUGUCUCCAUUUUUAAAUCAUUCUUUUGGGGCUGCAGUAAAAAAUAAGAAAUGAGAUUUUUCUUGCUUUUUACUCUACGACUUAAUGUAAUUAAAAUCUCAUAUAUAUAUAUAUAGAUAGAUAGAUAGAUAUGUAAAUGUGUGUGUGUAAAAAACAUAUAUAUAGUGUAAAAUAAAAUAUUUCUUGGACAAGAAAUUCCCUUAAAUUCAACUGUUAUAAAUAGUACUUCACUCUGUCUGUUUUUGCACUGGUUUUUUAGACCUUAGGUCAGAAGACCACCUAGAAUGCACUCAUAAAGAAAGUUGUUACUUUCUGACCUAAACAUGUAAUUCAGAAAGACAGAUGCUGCAAUCAUAGAUUUUUAAAAGUUGUUUGCACUUAAAAUAGUUUAAUGCUGUUAGAAAAUUACUUUGAAUAUGGGUAUAAUGGUCCUCCAAGGUGUGGAGUGAAGAUGCCCUUUUUAAUCUGUUAACAUUUAUUUUAAUACUGUUGUUUCCAAUGCAGUCAACUCUGUAUUAUAUGUAUAAAUAAUGUAAUUCUGCUAUUGGGGGAAAUGGUUACUUCACUAGUAAUUUUCAUCAAUUAAGAGUGAUAUUUCUAAUUCACAAAGAAAAUAUUAAAACUAUCUUGAAUAUA